Messenger RNA from Mixia osmundae IAM 14324, 1896 nucleotides. Its product is annotated as glycoside hydrolase family 16 protein. The record is from RefSeq and is a predicted model, not a curated record. The transcript has 11 exons. The coding region runs from base 1 to 1896 and encodes 631 amino acids. Gene Ontology annotation, cellular component: endoplasmic reticulum membrane; plasma membrane. Gene Ontology annotation, molecular function: glucosidase activity. Lineage: Eukaryota; Fungi; Basidiomycota; Mixiomycetes; Mixiales; Mixiaceae. Gene Ontology annotation, biological process: fungal-type cell wall organization; (1->6)-beta-D-glucan biosynthetic process.
AUGCCUCUACGAUCACAGCAGCAGGGUCUGCCUGCGCCUCUCACUCCACAGCAGCAGAACAACUCGCAACUCUCGCCUCUCAACCCGCGUUACGCGCCUAGUGAGCAAUCCCCGAGCUCGAGGGGUCAUGACUCUGCCUCGUCGUCCAAUCAUGGCACUACCGCCGGCGUUGUUACCGGUCAGAUAGGAUCAGGCUUUGGUCCCUACUCGUAUAAUCCGAAUCCGACCGGCAAGUAUGGCGAGCCCAAGGUCGCCCAGAGCGCCUCGGGUCACUCGAGCAACAGCGAGCACAAUCACAGCAGCCAGCAACACACCAGCGACAAGUAUGGCUACGGCAAUUCUGCCAAGCAAGGGUUAUUAUGGACUGCCAAGGACGCAGAGAUGGAUGAUCAGCUACACGAUCCGAACGACGUCAGGAACGAUCGGAGCUGGACGAUCUACUCACGAAGAGGCUGGCUCAAUAUGACCGCCCUCCUGCUGCUCACGCUAGGACUGAUAGCCCUCUUUGGCGGCUUUCCCAUCAUCUCAUACUACACGCGACACCAUCAGACGACAUUAGGCGCAUGGAAUCUAGGCGGCGUCAAUGCGACCGGCCAGGUGCCAAUGAUACCCAACUUGCCAAGCUUGAUCGACGCGCAUACGCCUCAAGCUGCGCGGACGCGCAAAGGGUUUGACGGCAACAACUACAAUCUUGUCUUCAGUGACGAGUUCGAAGUCGACGGCCGCACAUUCUGGCCGGGCGAUGAUCCCUUCUGGGAGGCAGUCGACUUGCAUUACUGGCCCACUGGCGAUUACGAGUGGUACGAUCCAGAUGCGGUCACAACUGCAGGAGGCUAUCUGCAGAUCACAAUGACACAACAGUCGAUACACGAUCUCGCGUUUCGCUCUGGCAUGAUCCAGUCCUGGAACAAGUUCUGCUUCACUGGCGGCUACAUCGAGGUGUCGAUCUCGUUACCCGGCUCCUCGACCGUGCCCGGAUUCUGGCCGGGCGCGUGGACCAUGGCCAAUCUUGCUCGCGCUGGCUACGGUGCGACAUCAGAUGGCACAUGGCCAUACUCAUACAAUUCUUGCGACAUCGGCACGCUGCCCAACCAGACAAAUGUUGCAGGAACAGGUCCCGCCGCAGCCUUAGACGAUGGCUACGGUGGCGCACUGUCGUAUCAGCCUGGCCAAAGACUGUCAGCUUGCACUUGCAAGGGCGACGACCAUCCCGGUCCCAAUACCGCCACCGGUAGAGGGUCGCCCGAGAUUGAUAUUCUGGAAGCUCAAGUGGGACCGCGGAAUGGCGCCUUGCAAGGCGGUGUCAGUCAAAGUGCUCAGAUCUGUCCAUACGACGAUCAGUAUGAUUGGGAUCAGACGAACCCGGCCAGUCAGAUCUACAAUACCGCCAAUACCUUCUUCAAUACAUAUCAAGGUGGCGUGUAUCAAGAAGCAUGCUCAGCCGUCACCAUGAUCAAUCCAGACGCUUACGGCGGCCAAGCCUUUGAGUCAUAUGGCUUCGAGUACCAGCCCGGGCCGGCAGGUCAUAUCACCUGGUCAGUCGCCGAAACCGAGACUUGGACGCUCAACUCUGCCGCGAUCGGACCGAACGCGGCUACACAAGUCUCGCAAAGACUGAUCUCGGCAGAACCGAUGUACAUCAUCUUGAACUUGGGCAUGUCGCAAUCUUUCCAGGUUGUCGACUUUACCCAUCUCAAAUUCCCAUCGACAAUGUAUAUCGACUACGUGCGCGUCUAUCAACGAGAAGGACAAGAGAACAUUGGCUGCAGUCCAGACAGCAUGCCGACCGCAAAAUACAUACAAGAUCAUCUCAACGCAUACACUGACAACAAUCUAACGACUUGGGAAGGCGCAGGCUAUACUUUCCCAAGGAAUUCACUCAAAGCGGGUUGCUGA